AUGGGAGUGUGUCAGAAUGCAAUGUUCCUCAGAGAAUACAGUGGAAGCUGCAUGGACACCAGAACAGCAGUCGAAGCGGCUGGCUUUCUCCUCAUGUCAAUUGUUAGUAUUCCAGCUAAUCUGAUUAUCAUUUGCUCCUUUCUGCUGACUGCAGACAAGCUCCUAACUGCUGACACCAUCCAUUGCCACCUUGCUCUUGUCAAUCUAAUGAUGGCUUUCACCCGCAGUGUCCCACAGACGCUUAAUGCCUUUGGCCUCAGGCCACAGCUCAGUGAUGUUGGUUGUAAAUUGAUCUUCCUCACUUUCCGGUCAUCCAGAGGUCUUUCAAUCAGCUUUACCUGCUUACUCAGCACCUACCAAGCUGUGUUGGUCUCACCUGCCACAUCCUGGCUAGCCCCUCUCAAAACAAAAAUACCCCAAUACCUCCUGUACAUUAUUGGAUUUCUCUAUGUACUGUACUGCACAACAGACAUCAGCACAUGCAUCCACAUUGUCUCCAGUUUUGUCAAUAAUACCAUUCCCCCAUAUACUUUUAAUCUAGGGUACUGCUUUGCCCCUUACCCUAGUUUUACUGCCUAUGUUGGAAUUGGCCUAGGGGUCAUGCUAAGGGACCUUGCCUUCAUAAUUCUAAUGGCAGUCAUGAGUGGAUAUAUUCUGUGCCUCCUCUACCAACAUCACAAGAAAGUCAAAGGCCUUCGUAGCUCAGAAAGGAGCCAACCCAGAGGCCGAGCAGAAACCAGAGCGUCCAGAGCAGUGGUCACCCUAGUGGUCCUCUAUGUCAUCUUCUUUGGGGUAGAUAAUGUCAUCUGGAUAUAUUCUCUUACUUUUCUGAGGGUAUCCCCAAUUAUUUCUAACAUCCGAGUAUUCUUUUCCAUUCUUUACAGCUCUUUGUGCCCAGCUGUGGUCAUCAGCACCAACCCAAAAGUGAAAGCCAGGCUGAUGAGAGUCCAAGUAAAGAGAACGAACAGCUCCAUAGAGACUGUUACAUCUCAAAUAUAGUUGGACUAGCCUGGCAUAAAGUCAGUGGGUCCAGUAAUUGAGUGACUCUAGGGAAACAGUAACCAAACUUCAGUUCACUAUUGAAAGUAUCCUGACUGGAUGCAUCACUGUUGUGGUUUGGUAAACUGACUUGCCAGGAUUAC
Erpetoichthys calabaricus (reedfish) is the source of this 1142-nucleotide messenger RNA. Its product is annotated as olfactory receptor class A-like protein 1. The transcript has 2 exons. Gene Ontology annotation, cellular component: membrane. Gene Ontology annotation, biological process: G protein-coupled receptor signaling pathway. The record is from RefSeq and is a predicted model, not a curated record. The coding region runs from base 1 to 999 and encodes 332 amino acids. Gene Ontology annotation, molecular function: pheromone receptor activity. Lineage: Eukaryota; Metazoa; Chordata; Cladistia; Polypteriformes; Polypteridae.